AUGAAUCCAACAACUACACCAAAGUUACCAAAUACAAAGUUGUUCAUUAACAACAAAUGGGUAGAUCCAAUUACCAAAAAUCAUUUUGACACUAUCAACCCAACUACAGAGGAAGUCAUCUGUCAAAUUUCACAAGCUGACAAACCAGAUGUUGAUUUAGCUGUUGCAGCUGCUAGAGAUGCAUUUGAAAAUGGACAAUGGUCAAAGAUGUCUGCCACCGAGAGAGGUGGUUUGAUGUAUAAGCUUGCCGAUUUGAUCGAUAAGAACAGAGAUUGGUUGGCUCAAUUAGAGACAAUCGAUGUUGGUAAGCCAUAUACUGUUGCACGUGACGCUGAUGUCGCCGAGUCUGCUCAGACCAUUCGUUACUUUGCUGCGUGGGCCGACAAGAUUCACGGAAAGGUGAUUCAGUCGGCCGCCAAUCACUUGACAUCCUACACCAGACACGAACCAGUUGGUGUGGCCGGUUUCAUCAUUCCAUGGAACUACCCACUGCAAAUCCUCUGUUGGAAACUCGGUCCAGCUCUGGCAGCCGGUUGCACUGUCGUCUGCAAGCCAUCGGAGAUCACUCCUCUAACUGCUCUGGCGUUGUGCGACUUGGUUAUUGAAGCGGGAUUCCCAGCCGGUGUCUUCAAUCUCGUCAAUGGACCGGGUCCUACCGUGGGUGAGGCUAUCUCGCGUCAUCCCGACAUCGACAAGAUCUCGUUCACCGGAUCGACCAGAGCCGGUCGCCAAAUCAUGGCGGCAUCCGGUGCCAGCAACUUGAAAAAGGUCACUCUGGAACUCGGUGGAAAGUCGCCAAACAUUGUGUUUGACGACGCCGACUUGGCACGUUGUGUGCAAGGCUCGAUCGAUGCCAUCUAUCCAAACAUGGGACAAUGUUGUUGCGCUGGCUCCAGACUCUACGUACAGGAGGGAAUCUACGAUGUCUUUGUCGAGAAAUUCAUUGCACUCGCCAAGAACUUGAAAUUGGGUGAUCCAUUCACUCAGAUCGAUCAAGGUCCAUUGGCAAGUGAGGCACAUCUCAAGAAUGUCCUCAACUUUAUCGAAACCGGUAAGAAAGAAGGUGCCAAGGUUCUUCUCGGUGGUGCCAGAGCACCAAUGAAAGGUUACUUUGUUCAACCAACCAUCUUUGCCGAUCUUCGUGACGACUCUUGCAUUGGAACCGAUGAGAUCUUUGGUCCAGUCGUUUGUAUCUUUAAAUUCAAGACUGUUGAAGAAGUUAUUCAAAGAGCUAACAACACCCAAUAUGGUUUGGCUGCGGGUUUAUGGACUCAAGACAUUAGUAAAGCACAUAGAGUUGAAAAGAAACUCAAGGCUGGUACUGUCUGGAUUAAUGAUUAUAACUACACUCAUUUCUUGAUUCCAUUCGGAGGAUACAAACAAAGUGGAUUCGGAAAGGAUCUUAGUGAAUAUGCUAUUCAAGAGUAUUGCUCUGUUAAAGCAGUCAUUCUUAACCAUGGUGCUCCAUAUUAA
Molecule: messenger RNA, 1473 nt
Organism: Heterostelium album PN500
Lineage: Eukaryota; Evosea; Eumycetozoa; Acytosteliales; Acytosteliaceae
Product: aldehyde dehydrogenase family protein
Exons: 4
Coding region: 1-1473 (490 amino acids)
Molecular function (GO): aldehyde dehydrogenase (NAD+) activity
Source: RefSeq, a predicted model, not a curated record